Messenger RNA from Tupaia belangeri chinensis (Chinese tree shrew), 1176 nucleotides. RefSeq names its product RWD domain containing 3 (gene RWDD3). The record is from RefSeq and is a predicted model, not a curated record. Bases 14 to 811 code for a protein of 265 amino acids. Gene Ontology annotation, molecular function: protein binding. The transcript is spliced from 4 exons. NCBI's taxonomy places the organism in Eukaryota, Metazoa, Chordata, Mammalia, Scandentia, Tupaiidae. Gene Ontology annotation, biological process: positive regulation of protein sumoylation; positive regulation of hypoxia-inducible factor-1alpha signaling pathway.
CGGCCGCCGUGCCAUGGAGGAGUCGGUGCGCGAGGAGCUCUCCGCCUUGGCGGCGAUCUUCUGCGGGCCCGGCGAGUGGGAGGUGCUGAGCCGCUCAGAGACAGAUGGGAUCGUGUUCAGAAUUCACACAAAAGCUGAAGGACUUACGGAUGCCCGAAUACCCUUAGAAUUGGUGUUCCAUUUACCGAUCAAUUACCCUCUGUGUCUCCCUGGUAUCUCGGUUAACUCCGAACACCUGACCAGGACCCAGUGUGUGGCUGUGAGAGAAAAGUUGCUGGAGCAGGCAGAGAAACUUUUGUCGGAACCUAUGGUGCACGAGCUGGUUCUCUGGAUUGAGCAGAAUCUCAGGCAUAUCCUCAGCCAACCAGAAACUGGACGUAGCGGUGAAAAGUGUACUUUGUCAACUUUGCUAGAUGAUGGAUUGUGGAUCACUCUUUUACAUUUAGAUCACAUGAGAGCAAAGACUAAAUACGUCAGAACUGUGGAGAAGUGGGCUGCAGAUUUAAGACUGACAGGAAGACUGAUGUUCAUGGGUAAAAUAAUACUGAUUUUGCUACAAGGAGACAGAAACAACAUCAAGGAGUACCUGAUUCUUCAGAAAACCUCCAAAGUAGAUGUGGACUCAAGUGGAAAGAAAUGCAAAGAGAAAAUGAUUAGUGUACUGUUUGAAACAAAAGUACAGACAGAACACAAAAGGUUUCUGGCAUUUGAAGUCAAAGAGUAUUCAGCGUUGGAUGAAUUACAAAAGGAAUUUGAAACUGCAGGACUUAAGAAGCUUUUCUCCGAAUUUGUACUUGGGCUGGUAAAAUGAAAUGGAAGAUAGCAGUCUUUUAGUAAAACAGCAGCGGUUUUGUUGUUAUUGUUGUUUCUGGGUUGAGUCUUGGGCGUGGCUAAUUGAAAUAGUCGUAGGGAGCAAUUUUAAAGUUUCUCUGAAGCAAGAUGACAGACAUCAUCCUAACUUCAGGAACAAAAGCUACUUCUGUUUAAUGGAAUAUUAAACAUUAAAAAAAAAACAUUUAUUCUAAUGUUUGCCAGGAAAGACUAGGUUCAAUAGAUAGAAUGUUAUUUGAGAGAGAAAUAAAAAAAGAUGAUGGCAAAUGAGCCCUUGUUUUUAUACAGAGAAUUUGUUUGGAACCGUGUAAUUUUCUGGUAAUUAAAUGAAUUUUUUAAAAAAGA